UGUUUGUACAUUUGUAUGAAACUCUUUCAGGCCUUCAUGUGUCAUCAAUUAUGACUAUUUAUUAGGGAUAAUUCUUAUCAAUUUUAAAUAAAUUUAUUGAAACAUCAUCGUCUCACAGUUGGUUUUGGUUUUCUAUUGAAAGUAGACCAGUGAAUUUAUAAAUUUGUCGACUAACUGCGUAUUUGUUUUACAAUAAAUUCUUGAAGCAGCUACCGAUUUUUCCAAUGUUUUAAAUUUGAUCACCGUUAAAACUUAAUCAUGGAUUAUAAAUUGAUUGGAGCCUUGAUCGUGAUUAUAUCAUCAGUUAACUGCAUUCAAAUAUCUGAAACGCAAGAAAACUAUGUUGGAUUCCAUAAACGAAUAACUCGGCAGGCACCUGCCAAAAAAUGUUUCGCACUCGAUCGACCGCAGACCAAAUACAGUGAACUGCACGAGUUUGGCACAACGUUUGCCAAAAUGGUGACCGGCCUGCAGCAAGUCAAGGCCAGCUCAUCAGGUGACGUCAUCAUGUUCGUUGGCAACACUGGUGUGGGCAAAAGCUGUCUGGUGCACUUGCUGGCAGGUGACACUGCACACUUCACAGCUGUCGAAGACAGUCCUGGCACCAACAACUUCUACAUCGUCGACACAACUGGAAGCCAUGUGUCCACAGCCACCAUCAAAUCGACGACAACCUACCCAGAAGCGAUCAAGGACGCCCAGUCUGGCGUUGUCUUCUUUGACACACCUGGCUUCAGGGACACGCGCAGCGCCAUCCAUGAAGUGAUCGCAGCCUAUGGUCUCCAAGGCAUCGCCAAGUCUUCCAAACGCCUCAAGUUUGCACUGCUGGUCAACUAUGACUCACUGACCUUUAGCGGAUCCCGUGACGAUUUCGUCAACACGGUGCAGAGUUUCUUCAGUCUACUCCACAACCCUGACAAGUACAGGCUUGCCACACACCUGGUGGCCACCAAGGUCAACAAUGAUUACAUUGUCAAAAAGGGACAGGCUCUACCAGUGUCAGAUGACACCUUUGUCAGUGCCAUUGUCAGGUUUUUGGAAAACGUGAAGCAAACCCUGGAGAAUAACGAAAGUGAAGGCACCAACUAUUUUACCAAACAGUUUUCGUCUUUGGCGAAAUACUUCAUAGGUGACUUGAUUAAUAGCCGAAGUAGAAUUUCCUUAUUUAAAAAGCCUGAAGAAGAAGGACCUGUGAUGAAUUCAGCAUCAAUUCGUAGAUCAGUUGAGAAAAUCCGUCAAUCACUGUUAGACAAUGAUGGCUAUGUCAACGCUGGUGUCAAUGACUUUGGAUUUGCACUCUCUGAUAAGGCAAAGAACUACAUCCGUGACCUGUUCGACCUGAUGAACAACUACACAAUGGAUGUGAGUAAAUCAUUCACACAGUCGUUUGAACCAUUCCUGGUCUCCAAAUACAAGAACUCUGCUGAUAUCACAGAUAUUACAACUCGAUUACAACAAAUGAAACGUGAUGUCAGUGUGUUGAUCCAUUCGGCCAAUGUUUCUCAUCACCCUGAAGAGUUUGCAAAUGCUCUGCAGAAGUUUCUGCAUGAUGUAGGAGCUGACAUUUGCAACAAUGAAACAUUCAAAGAGAUUAAUCUACUGAACAGCUCUUUGAGUAAUCUGCAGGGUGUGACAGAAAAGAAUUUCUAUUCGCCUGAUAAAUGGGCUGCAUCUCUGUAUGAGAUUGAGCGUAUUGUGAAGAAUGAACAGGAUUACUAUGUGAUGCUUAACAAUCUGUUCAACAAGGUGACAGACCAUGCUGCUUUGAAUGAUGAUUUUUAUAUAGGCAUUGGCAAUGUGUUGAGAAAGCACAACAAGAAAACCAAAGUAGUUGAUAAACACAACUUUGAGCAUCUAAUGAGGCAUUUGGCUUUGAAUCAGUUUGCUGGUUUGAAAAUGAAUGAGGACCGGCUCAAUGAGAUCAACUCAAUCUACUUCAAAGCAAAGGAACAGUAUGAGCGCCAAACACAUUUCUGCAAGAACAACACGUUGGUCAUUCUGGGCAAUUUUCUACAGCUGCAGACACUGGACCGCAACAAGAUAUGUGCAGAUGUGACAACAGUUGCACUGUUGGCAACCAACCGAAUCUACAUUGACACCAAUUUGGGUGUGGAUGUCCUGGGUGGAAGAAAUCUAGUGAUCAUUGCUCCUGAGUGGCACGUGAUGGGAAAGUUUGUGAUCAGUGUUGAUGGUCCAUCGCAAGGUGCGCCGUCACAUAAAGCCCCCUAUGGAGAGGUUGGUGCUGAUGGUAAACCUGGACAGUCAGCAGGCAAGUUUGUUGGUGUUGCACUGCGCUACCACAACAGUGAACAGUUGACAAUCACCGCAAAUGGUGGCAGAGGACAGAACGGACAGGAGGGUGGUGAUGGUCAAGAUGGUCAAGAUGGACACGAUGGUACAGAGGAGAGGAAAAUAGAUGAAAGUAGUAAUAUCUAUUUGAUUGUCAACAAGUUCAAGAGUACUUCGCUCAUCCAAGCAGAGAAAGGGUCAAGUGGCGGUGAUGCAGGCGUUGGAGGGGUGGGUGGUGCAGGGGGGUUCAGCGGCAGCAUAGAGAUGCACAGUUUGACAGCGCAGCUUCCAGAUCACAGUAUCCAUGAGACGGUUGAUGGCACUGGGGGUGAAAAUGGCAAACAUGGUGUCCCUGGCAGGGGUGGUCUGCGUGGCUGUGACACUAUCAUAAAAAACCAUGAGAGUCGGUUUCUGUUCAUUCCAGUUAGCUCCAGUAAGCAGCAUGAGACGGUCAAUUGUGUGCGGAAGAAUGCCAACGGUCAGCUGGUGUCGAAUGUGGCCAAGUACAGUGAGACGCCUUCCGGUGUACCAGCGCCUCCAUCUAUCUGUGAACUCUAUGCCAAGAUGGCCGACCGGUUUGAGCCGGAUAUGUUCUCCAGUAAAGUUUUCGAAGAGUUCCAGCUCAACUUUAAUAAGAAGUUCAAUUGUAAAGUUUAAUUGAGAUCACAUAUUUCUGUUCAAUUAUGUUUCCAUAAGUUACAUUGCAAUGUGUGAUUGAAUAAUAUAUAUCAUUUAUAUAGUUGAAAGCAGUAAAGAUAUAGCACACAAGAUAUAA
Messenger RNA from Nilaparvata lugens (brown planthopper), 3064 nucleotides. RefSeq lists its product as uncharacterized. The coding region runs from base 259 to 2946 and encodes 895 amino acids. Gene Ontology annotation, molecular function: GTP binding; GTPase activity. The record is from RefSeq and is a predicted model, not a curated record. NCBI's taxonomy places the organism in Eukaryota, Metazoa, Arthropoda, Insecta, Hemiptera, Delphacidae. The transcript has 3 exons.